Molecule: messenger RNA, 2252 nt
Organism: Hypoxylon fragiforme
Lineage: Eukaryota; Fungi; Ascomycota; Sordariomycetes; Xylariales; Hypoxylaceae
Exons: 1
Coding region: 445-2052 (535 amino acids)
Source: RefSeq, a predicted model, not a curated record
UUCUGAACUUGCAACUUGAAUCUAAAAAAAGAAACAAAAGACUUUUAUAUCCUUUUUAUAGUCUUUUACAUAAUACCUACUUGACUACCCUCUAUGUGCCUAGGUAUACUACUAUAACCUAAGUAACAUGGAGGUUUCCAACAACAAGUUCGAAAUCCGCCCUUACGUCGCCGUGUUCCUGAUAACAGAGCGGUGUUUGUUUCGACGCUGCUGCAAUGUCCACUCGAAGCCAAGAUGUUCAUAGGUUGGUUCAGAUUAGAUAGCACUAAAAAUGACGCGUCAUGCAACAAGGUCAGGUACACGAAUGGGGCCACCACACUGAUGGUCACAAUGAAGCGGUGUCGUUGAUUUAAAAAAAAAUUGGGUUUUUAUCUUCAAUCUUGGGGUGCUAUUCAAUGUGUUACUGUUACUUAAUGGUAGACGGUCGUUAUAUACAGCUAGUUUAUGAAGAUGACGCCAAUCAUCAUGAAGUUGUCAGCGCUGAUGCUGCUGCUUGUUACCGGAGGAGCCGCCUCUCCCACCAGCAGCAGCAGCUUUGGACCCGAUCCCGAGAGCGCUCGCAAGAAUGGUCCUCAGAUAUUCAACGCCGUGCACAACGCGAUGCGCGAGUUCGGGUCAGCGUUGCACCACAACGGGAUGUCGCUAUUUCCCGGAACCAUCUCCGAGGGAGUCCUGUUGUACCACGGAUCCCCCACCACGGAAGUGCCCGAGACGUUUGAAUGGCUUGCGUUCGAGAUAGACCACGCAGAGACGUUUGCUCGCGGCCCAUUCGGGCUCCCUAAGACCACUCGUCUAGAACACUAUACCGAACCCCCCCCGCCCAAGGGGGGUCGGCCGCCUAAGCCUCCCCCCUUCGAGCGGAGGCCAGGGCCAGGUUACCUGCACGUCUAUCAGGCGACGCGGCCGCUAAACAUACUAUACAUUGACGGGACGGCCGCCGGAAAGACGGACAUGGGCACGCUCGACACCCAGGACAUCCUACUGGCCGGCAACCGAAGCACGGUUCCGUUCGCCGAGUGGGACAGGGCUCGAGAUCUGUGCUCCCUGGCCGCGGAGUGGAACAUCGACGGCCUGGUGCGCAUGGAGCCCGGCUUCGAGGUGAUACACUGCGAUUUCACAGAUGGCCUACGACUGCUGUACGUCAACCAAGAGCCGGCGAUGGAUGCGCCGGGCGCCCCCGACAACGGCUGGAUCAAUGUCUUCGAGUGGAUGAGGGCCGCCGCGUCGCGGUACUACGGCAUCGGCUCGUCGCGCGUCGUGCUCGACUACUCCGCCAUGGUCUCCGCCUUCUUCUACCCGCUGAACCUGACGAACCCGAACCCGAAACGGCCGGAGUUGCCCAGAUUGCUAGGAACGAGCGAUGCUGAGAUGCAUGCUGUGAAAAAGCACGUUUCUGCUGCCGUGGCCCGAUCCCUGUCGCAAAAGCAGACGCCCGUAGACUGGCAAGGUGUCACAGACAUGAUCGUCACGCGGUAUGCGCGCCGUUUACUCUUCAUCGCGGAGACGGAUUCGCUGGACAUCGUGAGAAGCGAAGUCAACAACCUGUUAACCGUCCACAUUGAUUUCUCUGGUAACAAAACCGACGAGGGGUUUACAUUCGCACGGCAGCGCUGCACAGACUUCUAUCUACAGCCAGUGCAGGUGCGCACGCCGGAAGACGAGCUGAUCUACGCCGCCAUCGAGAACACGACCGCCACAAUUUGCAAAGCGCUAUUCGACACGCGUCAGCUUCUCGUCGAGGGCCACGUAGCAGACGAGGCGACUGCUCUCAGCGCUACGAAGCAGCUCUUCGGCUCGCUGAUGGAAACCCUGCGGUGGGCCGAGUGGAAAGACUGCGGGCCGUGCCGAUCGGACGAGGUGUGCUUCAUCGCGAUGUGGCCGUUCGGCAACGUCGAGGACCACGACAACCCGAGCUGCUUGAAUUACUCCAUUGUUCGCGACCGCAACAACUAUUGGAACAUCCCGGGCCAGUGGCCGGGGCCGAUGCCGAAUUGCACGAUGGAACACUCGUGUGAAAAACGUGAAGACCUGCUGCGGAAUGAAGAGCUGUGAAGAAGUAGGAGCUUGUGGAAUGCGCAUAUAAACGAUGGUGACCAUUGCUUUCGAUAUCCCUAUAGAGCUCUUUUUUUUGUUAUAUACCUAUAUAGGCAUACUACGUGCGCGCUGGCGAAUCUCUGGUCUUACUUGAUGAGAUACAUACACGACCUUAGAAUAUGAAUUGUUUUAUACCUUCAGCUUGCUAAUUUGAUGUU